GGUGGUCUUCAAGGAUUGCAUAAUAUUCAUGGAAGCUUCAACCUGCCAAAUGUGCCUGGUUCGCUUGCAUCCAGAGAGGCCGCAAUGGGUGUUGUACCAUCAGGUGGUGUUCAGCAACCAGGAGGAAGCAUUCCUAGUGGAUGGUUCUCAUCAAACAAUCUUUUGGUUGCAUUAUCUCAGAUGCCUCAUGGCUCUGGUGUCACAAAUAGAGGGGGUAUUAAUGUUGUUGGAAAUCAUGCUUUUAGUAGUAGUAAUAUUAAUGGAGUCACUGGGUCAAUAACCGGUAUUUCCUCAAGUUCAGCUUCUGGGAAUCGUAGUUCUGUUCCUAGUUUGGGAGUUUCUCCAGUAUUGGGUAAUGUAGGGCCAAGACUUACAAGCUCUGUAGGCGACAUUGUUGGCAGUGAGUGGUAA
Zingiber officinale is the source of this 411-nucleotide messenger RNA. RefSeq names its product probable NOT transcription complex subunit VIP2. The record is from RefSeq and is a predicted model, not a curated record. Lineage: Eukaryota; Viridiplantae; Streptophyta; Magnoliopsida; Zingiberales; Zingiberaceae. Bases 85 to 411 code for a protein of 108 amino acids. The transcript is spliced from 2 exons.